CAGUGGUUAGAGCUUCGCAUUCGCAGGCAGGAGGUUGUGUGUUCAAAUCCCACCCAGUGCGUGAACUGCGCAGGUGAUGACCUGCACCGCCCGUGCAAUGUGCCUGCGCGUGUUGCUCGCAAUGUGCCAACCUGCGCUGCCCGGAACCCGCGAUGCCUCCUCCCGGCUCUCGCCCGCAACGCCAAGAUGUUGAUCUGCGGGGAAUGUGCGCAGUGGGUGGGUGGGGGAGUGCUGACCGCCCCGCCCGUGUUGCUCGCAAUGUGCCAACCUGCGUCGCCCGGAACCCGCGGUGCCUCCUCCCGGCUCUCGCCCGCAAUGUGCAUGCGCGUGUUGCUCGCAAUGUGUCAACCUGCGCCGCACGGAACCCGCGAUGCCUCCUCCCGGCUCUCGCACGCAACGCCAAGAUGUUGAUCUGCGGGGAAUGUGCGCAGGGGGUGGGGAAGUGCUGACCGCCCCGCCGCUAAGAUGAUGAUCUGCGAGGAAUGUGCGAAGAUGAUGAUCUGCGAGGAAUGUGCGCAGGGGGCGGGGAAGACCCUGCGAAACCCUAGUCACAGGGGUGGCGGGCACGUUGUCCCGUAAUGAAACACUAAUAUAAAUACUCAAAACAAAAACUUCGAGAAAACUUCAAGAAAAUAAAACUUCGAGGAAAUUUCCAGAAACUGAAAUUUCGAGAAAAACGAAACUGUAAUGAAACCCUAAUAUAAAUACUCAAAACAAAAACUUUGAGAAAACUUC
Molecule: messenger RNA, 735 nt
Organism: Marchantia polymorpha subsp. ruderalis
Lineage: Eukaryota; Viridiplantae; Streptophyta; Marchantiopsida; Marchantiales; Marchantiaceae
Source: the annotation of a GenBank genome assembly